AUGAUUCUAUCUGACAUUCCAUCAAAUGGUGAAAUUUUUUUUUUUUUCUUUCGCGAUGACGACACUUUUAAUCUUCGAUUGUCAAAGCAUAAAUUGGAAUGUAGUAAAUCUCCUGCCUCACUUCCUCCUCACUUACUAACUCACUCGUUCAAUCUCUUUCUCAUUUGCUGUCUCUCCCUCCACCGCACUCUUUCUUUCACUGUCGCUGUCUCUCGCUUUCUUGUUCUCUUUCUCUUCUCCCAUCCUCUCUAUCUCUUUCUCUCUUUCUCUUCUCCCAUCCUCUCUCUUUCUCUUCUCCCAUCCUCUCUAUCUCUUUCUCUCUUUCUCUUCACCCAUCCUCUCUUUUUCUCUUCUUUCAUCCUCUAUUUCUCUUUUUCUCUUUUCACAUCCUUUCUCUUUUUCUCUUUUCCUAUCACCUCUCAGUUUCUCUUCUUCCAUCCUCUCUCACUUUCUCUCUCUUCUUUCAUCCUCUUUCUCUCUCUUUUCCCAUCCUCUACCUUUCUCUUCUCCUAUCCUCUCUCCCUUUCUCUUCUCCCAUCCUCUCCCUUUCUCUUUUUCCAUCCUCUCUCACUUUCUCUCUCUUUUUUCAUCCUUUCUCUCACUUUUCCCAUCCUCUCCCUUUCUCUUUUUCUAUCCUCUACCUUUCUCUUCUUCUAUUCUCUCUCUCUUUCUCUUCUCCUAUUCUCUCACUCUUUCUCUUCUCUCAUCCUCUCUCUCUUUCUCUUCUCCCAUCCUCCCUCUUUCUCUUCUCCUAUCCUCUUUCUCUUCUCUUCUUCUAUCCUCUCUCUUUCUUUCUUUUUCUUCUUCCAUCCUAUCUCUUUUUCUCAUUCUCUUUGCACAUCCUCUCCUUCUCUUUCUCUUCUCACAUCCUCUCUCUCUUUAUUUCUUUCCCUUCUCCCAUCCUGUCUCUCACUCUUUCUCUAA
Molecule: messenger RNA, 924 nt
Organism: Acanthosepion pharaonis
Lineage: Eukaryota; Metazoa; Mollusca; Cephalopoda; Sepiida; Sepiidae
Source: the annotation of a GenBank genome assembly